Galleria mellonella (greater wax moth) is the source of this 1261-nucleotide messenger RNA. Its product is annotated as lazarillo protein-like. The record is from RefSeq and is a predicted model, not a curated record. NCBI's taxonomy places the organism in Eukaryota, Metazoa, Arthropoda, Insecta, Lepidoptera, Pyralidae. The transcript is spliced from 4 exons. Bases 53 to 697 code for a protein of 214 amino acids.
UACGUCACGGCCAGUUGUCGAGGGGCGUUCGUUGUUCAUACUCUAAUAAACCAUGUUGCUAUACGGACUGUUUGUUUGUCUUUGUGCUCUGAGUGUCGAAUCAGUGGUGCUGAAUACCAGUUGUCCUGUCGUCAGUCCGAGGGAGCUCGAUUGGAAAGCACUUGAUGGAAAAUGGUACAUUGCAGCAGCGGCAACAGAUCUACCGAUAGAUGGCGCGGACUGCGCCACUCUCAUGUUCAACCAUAUGAACUCGACUGAUGUCUCUAUCAGUUGGGUAACAAACAAUACGGCUUCUUACUACAAUGGCUCCGUGGCCAUCACUGUUGACCCGAACAGUAAUGGGACGACUGGUGAUCUAUUGUUGAUCACUUAUACAGAUCAAAAAGCCGAGAGUUAUUCUUUCCUGGACGUGGACUAUGAACAUUACGCUGUUCUGUUUACGUGCUACGACAGCGAGGAUGGUAACAGCAGUACAUAUGAAAUCUGGAAGUUGAUAAGAUCACCUCACCUGAAAGAGAGCGAUGCAAUAAAACUAGAUCAGGCGAUAGCCAAUUACAGCCUUCAAGAUACAACAUUCAUUAACUUCAAUAAUACCGAAGACGCAUGCAGCCUGACCAGUGGUUCUCAACAUUUGGAUCCAUCCACUUUGAUAUUAACUUCGGCUGUGGCUUAUACGCUGUUCAAUAAAUUGUAUUAGUAUUGUAUUAGGAAAGUGGUUUGCAAAAAAAGACUUUUGGAAUAAUAAUACUUUAUGUCUAGCUACGCCAGUUCACACACGGUUCCUGCCUUUCGCUUCGGUGUGUAAAGCGUCUUAAGGACCGAGCAAAUAAUGUCCCACAUACUGGCUGGGUUCUUUUUUCAAAUUACGUUCCUUUUUUAAAAAAAUAUUUUUCAGAUAUUUUCUCUGCAGAUAAAAUUCCCUUUUUGUAAGCCGUGUUCUUUCAUACAAUAAUCACAAACAAAAUAAUAUGCAAUUUGAGGUUUUUAUCACAACUGCACCAAAAUAUUAGCCGAUAAAAUGUCUGAGAUUGAGUCAAAAGCUUAUAUAGACAAGACGAGACUAAAUAUUGGCAUGUAACAAACUUAUCAUUUAAAUUUCUGGCGUUACAAUUAACAAAGGGGAAUAAAUCUAAAAUUUGAUCACACGGAAAUCUAACUAUUAUAAAAUUGGUUAACUAAGUGAUAAGGUUAAAUGUACAAGUUAAUUUAUUGUAGGACAUUGUAAUAAAUAUCUCUGUAGUUAAUGUAUUGUAGUUAAUAA